Molecule: messenger RNA, 1766 nt
Organism: Scheffersomyces amazonensis
Lineage: Eukaryota; Fungi; Ascomycota; Pichiomycetes; Serinales; Debaryomycetaceae
Gene: OST1
Product: dolichyl-diphosphooligosaccharide--protein glycotransferase subunit
Exons: 1
Coding region: 37-1491 (484 amino acids)
Cellular component (GO): membrane; oligosaccharyltransferase complex
Source: RefSeq, a predicted model, not a curated record
UUAUCCACUUCAGUAUAGAUUAUAUAACAUAUAGAGAUGGUCAAUUGGAGCAGAGUAUCCAUUCUCUUGGGAGUGUUAUUUGCCAGUGUUACACAGGCAUUUUUGAUUGAUUCUAUAGAUGGAAAUUCUUGGAAGAAUUCUCACUAUUCCAGAACUAUUGAUCUUUCUAAAUCAUAUGUUAAAGAAUUAUCUAUAAUUGAAGCAGUUAAUACUGGAAGUAAACCACAAGAUGAAUAUUAUUUUACAGUUAAUGAUGGAUUUGAUUCAAUUCCUCAUAUUUCCCUCAUUUCAUUUUCAACUAUUAAUCCAAUUUCUUUAGAAGUUACUUAUGAAGAAUUAAUUCCUAAUAAAUUAUAUAAAGUUAAAUUUCCAACUCCAAUUUCUCCUAAUUCAAAUAUUGAAUUUAAAGUUACAUAUGUUAUUACUAAUAUUUUAGAACCUUUACCUUCUAAAAUCGCUAUGGAUGAUGUUCAAUCUUUAUUAUUUAGAGGUAAUAAAUUUGCUUAUUCUCCUUAUAAAACUGAAGAUUAUACUUUAAUAUUUACUGGAGUAUCAAAAGGUCAAGAAAUGGAAUUAUAUUUACAAGAUCCAAGUGCAAUUAAUGUAACUGAAAAUGCUCCUGAUAUGAAACCUGUAGUUGAUGGUAAAACUUUAAAAUAUGGUCCAUUUGUUGAAGAACUUGAUGCAUUCACUUUAAGUCCAAUGGGAUUAUUAUAUGAUCAUAAUAGACCAUUAACUUUUGUACAUAAUUUAAACAGAUCAGUUUGGAUUCCAGCUUCAAAUGUAGAUAAAUUAUCAAUUGAAGAAUAUUAUGAAAUAACUAAUAAUGGAGCUCAAUUAUCAACUGGAUUUUCAAGAGUUGAUUGGCUUAAAGGUAGAUAUCAAGCUGUAAGAAAUCAUUGGGCUUUAAGUCAACUUGAAAUCCCAAGUUCCGCUUCCAACUUUGAUGAUUAUUAUUUCACUGAUUUAGUUGGAGUUGUUUCAACUCAUCAAAUUAUUAAGGAUCAUUUGAUUUUACAACCAAGAUUCCCAUUAUUUGGACAAUGGCAUUAUAAUUUUACCUUGGGUUGGAAUGAAAAUAUUGGUGAAUUCUUACAUCAAAUUAAUAAUUCAGAAGAUGAAUAUAUUUUAAGAGUUCCAAUAUUAAAUGCAAUUAGAGAUGCUAGUUAUAAUAAUACUUAUUUAUCAAUUUAUUUACCAGAAAAUGCUGAAUUCGUUAAUGUUUCAUCUCCAGUCAAAUUUGAAUCUUUAACUGUUGAUUAUGAAUUAUCUUAUCUUGAUGUUUCAAAGGGUCAUACUAAAGUAACUAUUCAUUUCCAAGAUUUAUUUGAUGAUGUUAACAAAUUAGCUGUUCUUGUUAAAUUCAAAUAUACCAAGUUGAGUUAUGUUAUUAAAGUAGCAAAGAUUUCUGGAUUUGUCUUUAUUGGAUUACUUAGUUAUUAUUUGUUAUCCUUAAUUGAUUUAUCUAUUACUGACAAAAAGAAGAAAUGAUUAAUUUACACAUUUCUUCAUCUCUAUAGAUCCAUAAGUUCGUAAAUUUAAAAUAUAAAAUGUAAAGGUAAAAUGUAAAUCUACCAACUAACUAAUUUGAUACUUUUCUUUUAAUCUCUCCAACUCUUCACGUCGUAUAACAUAGUCUUCUUCUGCAAGUUUAGAUUUAUCAACAGAAUAAAGCGAUAGAACUAUAUAUCUACCAUUGAAAUUGAUUCCAUUCAAUUCUUUAACUACUUUAGUUGCACUAGCUAAAUUCUGAUAUACAAUAAAAC